Molecule: messenger RNA, 300 nt
Organism: Endocarpon pusillum Z07020
Lineage: Eukaryota; Fungi; Ascomycota; Eurotiomycetes; Verrucariales; Verrucariaceae
Exons: 1
Coding region: 1-300 (99 amino acids)
Molecular function (GO): heme binding; monooxygenase activity; oxidoreductase activity, acting on paired donors, with incorporation or reduction of molecular oxygen
Source: RefSeq, a predicted model, not a curated record
AUGGGAACGACGACCUACCACACCAACGACCCGGAAAUCUCGCGUCACGUCCUUCGUGAGGGCGACAUGUUUACCAAGAUCACCUCCGAGCCCGCGCAUCCGCUCUUCUACAUGAGCGACCAGAGCGCGCUGUUCACCUGCGACACCGACUCGCCCGCCUUCUCCGUCAGCCACAAGUUCGUUCCGCCCGCCAUGUCGCCGCGCGCCCAUCUGGGAAUAUUUGGCCUGAUUGUUAUUAACGCUGAUCUAAAUAUUGUUAGAUGGACCGGACAUUCCCUGCAUGUGCGAAGCAUGCGCUAA